CGGGUCACCACGCCGCCAAUCAGCGCGCUGGCUGUGCCUUCGCGCGGGGAGCGGGAGCGGCGUCCGCGCCUGCGCCGAGGGUCUGGCACGGAGAGAGCAGGGGCUGGUGCCAAAAUGGCGGAGCGCGGCUACAGCUUCUCCCUCACCACCUUCAGUCCUUCUGGAAAGCUUGUUCAGAUUGAAUAUGCUUUGGCUGCAGUAGCUGCAGGAGCUCCAUCAGUUGGGAUUAAAGCUGCAAAUGGAGUGGUGUUGGCAACUGAGAAGAAGCAGAAAUCUAUUCUGUAUGAUGAAAGGAGUGUCCACAAAGUAGAACCAAUUACCAAACAUAUAGGUUUAGUGUACAGUGGUAUGGGUCCAGAUUACAGAGUACUUGUGCACAGAGCUCGGAAGCUGGCCCAGCAGUAUUACUUGGUGUAUCAUGAGCCCAUUCCAACAGCUCAGCUAGUACAGAGAAUUGCUUCUGUGAUGCAGGAGUACACGCAGUCUGGUGGUGUUCGUCCCUUUGGUGUAUCACUGCUAAUAUGUGGCUGGAAUGAAGGGCGGCCAUACUUAUUUCAGUCAGAUCCAUCUGGAGCUUAUUUUGCCUGGAAAGCAACAGCAAUGGGAAAAAAUUAUGUAAAUGGGAAAACAUUUCUUGAGAAAAGGUACAAUGAAGAUUUGGAGCUUGAAGAUGCCAUUCAUACAGCUAUCUUAACACUAAAGGAGAGCUUUGAAGGGCAAAUGACAGAAGACAACAUUGAAGUUGGCAUUUGUAAUGAAGCUGGUUUUAGGAGGCUCACUCCAACUGAGGUUAAGGACUACUUGGCUGCAAUAGCCUAGUAGAAACCAAGGUAGACUGUGUGGUUCACACAAAGGUCUUUUUAAUUUUGGCUACUUAAAUGUUUUUCUUUGCCCUUUUUGCAUACUUAUUUCUACAUGGUUUGUCUGAGAGAUUUUUUAAACAUCAUGGGUGCACAUACAACGGUCCUUGAUAUUGUAAUACACGGAAUCUUGUUCAAGAUAAUUCUUUCCCUUGACACACAAAAUACUGUACAAAAUGUAAAGUUAUAGUGACAGCUUGAAAAAGGCUAAAGAAUAAAAUCAAAGGCCACUGUUUUGGGGGAA
This is a messenger RNA of Prinia subflava (tawny-flanked prinia), 1104 nucleotides long. It is a transcript of the gene PSMA2, whose product is annotated as proteasome 20S subunit alpha 2. The transcript has 8 exons. Gene Ontology annotation, biological process: proteasomal protein catabolic process; ubiquitin-dependent protein catabolic process. Gene Ontology annotation, cellular component: proteasome core complex; proteasome core complex, alpha-subunit complex. Bases 115 to 819 code for a protein of 234 amino acids. The record is from RefSeq and is a predicted model, not a curated record. Lineage: Eukaryota; Metazoa; Chordata; Aves; Passeriformes; Cisticolidae.